AUGAACAUCAACAAAGUGCAGCUCACAUAUGUCCAUUCUCUGCCUCAGUUUAAUAAAAUUUUGGCUGACCCAACAAAAAAUAUAAAGGAUAUAUACCUACCUACCGCAGAAGUCGCUGCUCUCGUGUGGGACAACCAGAAAGAGUUCGUGCAACAAGAAACUACAACAAAUGUUUUCCUCGCUGCAUUCACGACUUCCUGGGCUCGGAUGAAAUUAUACACCGAGAUGGAUAAAUUGGGAAAAGCCGUCCUUUACCAUGAUACUGAUAGUAUUAUAUAUGCAUCAAAUGGAGUCAACGACCCACCAAUCGGAAAUUUUCUAGGCGAGUUUACUGAUGAGCUGAAUGGUGAUGAAAUCACAACAUUCAUUUCGGGAGGUCCUAAAAAUUACGCUUAUGUAACCAAACAAGGAAAGACUUGUUGCAAAGUGCGAGGGUUCACUCUGAACUUUAGGAACUCUCAAAAAUUGAAUUUUGAUUCAAUGCGGAAUUUGGUUUGCAGUAUGGACGAAAAUGAAUCCAUUAGUUUGGUGAAUCCUACGAAAAUCACCAGAGAUGGAAAACGUAGGAAAGUAUCUAACAAAAAGGAGGUAAAAUUAUACAAAAUUAUUUAUAACAAACGUGUUUUGAAAGAGGACUUAACUACAUUACCAUAUGGGUAUUGAUGUGUUUCUCAACAUUAACAAGAGAACAUAUGUCUGUGUGUGUGUAAAUAUUAUUAUAAUUGUGUUAACUUAUGACUGUUUUCAAUAUUUCUUGAUAUUAUUAUUAUUGACUAUAAAUGCAGCAGUUACAAUUUUUUAUGUAACUAACAUGUAAAAAAAUAUGUGUAAAUAAAAAUGUUUUUCAGU
This is a messenger RNA of Uloborus diversus, 849 nucleotides long. RefSeq lists its product as uncharacterized. The transcript is spliced from 3 exons. The record is from RefSeq and is a predicted model, not a curated record. Bases 1 to 663 code for a protein of 220 amino acids. Lineage: Eukaryota; Metazoa; Arthropoda; Arachnida; Araneae; Uloboridae.